Schistocerca nitens (vagrant locust) is the source of this 12859-nucleotide messenger RNA. RefSeq names its product vinculin (gene Vinc). Lineage: Eukaryota; Metazoa; Arthropoda; Insecta; Orthoptera; Acrididae. The record is from RefSeq and is a predicted model, not a curated record. The transcript is spliced from 23 exons. The coding region runs from base 142 to 3249 and encodes 1035 amino acids. Gene Ontology annotation, molecular function: actin filament binding; structural molecule activity. Gene Ontology annotation, biological process: cell adhesion. Gene Ontology annotation, cellular component: actin cytoskeleton.
AGUUUUGACAAACGACUUUGAUCGAAUAGAAGUGGUGGAAGUUGCGGAGGUUGGGAAGAGUGUUUGUUGUGUAAAUUUCUGUGUUUUUGUUAUUACAUCGGUAAAUUGUUUAUUGUUUGAAGUCAAAAACGUGUUGCCAAGAUGCCUGUGUUUCAUACGAAAACGAUAGAGAGCAUUUUGGAACCUGUUGCUCAGCAGGUGUCACGUUUGGUGAUCCUUCAUGAAGAAGCAGAAGAUGGCAAUCCUAUGCCUGAUCUUGAACGGCCUGUAAUGGCUGUUAGUCGUGCUGUUGCUAAUUUAGUCAAGGUUGGACGAGAAACAAUCAACAGCAGUGAUGAUCCAAUUCUGAAGCAAGAUAUGCCAGCAGCUUUGAUGAGAGUAGAAGGUGCAUCAAAACUACUUGAGGAAGCAUCUGCUAUGCUCAAGCAGGACCCAUUGAGUGGAUCAGCAAGAAAGAAACUGAUUGAAGGUUCUCGUGGCAUUCUGCAAGGUACAUCAGCUCUCCUGCUGUGUUUUGAUGAAUCAGAGGUUCGCAAGAUCAUUAGAGAAUGCAAGAGAGUGCUGGAUUAUCUGGCUGUAGCAGAAGUCAUUGAGACAAUGGAGGAUUUAGUGCAAUUCUUAAAAGAUUUGAGCCCCUGCCUUAGCAAGGUUUCUCGUGAGGUUGGUGGUCGAGAGAAAGAGUUAACUCAUCAGGUGCAUCGUGAAAUCCUCAUAAGAUGCUUAGAUCAAGUUAAGACGCUUGCACCAAUUCUUAUAUGUAGUAUGAAGAUAUUCAUUCAUAUCAUUGCACAGGGUGGCAAAGGUGCUGAAGAAGCUGCUGAGAACCGUAAUUAUUUGGCACAACGAAUGACAGAUGAAAUAAAUGAGAUUAUUAGGGUACUACAGUUGACAACAUAUGAUGAAGAAGAAUGGGAUGCUGAUAACCUUACAGUAAUGAAGAAAGCUCAGAAUGCUAUUGAAGGAAAAAUACGUGCAGCUCAUGACUGGCUUGAGGAUCCACUUGCCCUCCGAGGAGGAGUAGGAGAGAAAUCUGUCAGGCAGGUUCUGGAACAUGCCAACAGGGUAGCCGAUCGUGCCUUGCCUGGUGAUUCUGAGGCCCUUCACCGGUUGUGUGGUGAAGUGACAACAAUGACAGAUGCUCUUUGUGAACUGCGUCAAGAUGGAAAGGGAGCCACUCCACAGGCUGAAUGCUUGGCACGUGGUAUUCAGGAAAAACUGUCAGCAUUGCAGUCACUUGUUGGGCGAGCUGUCCAGUCUGUGGAGAGAUCUGGUGUCCAACAACCUGCUCACACUGUUACUGGGAGAUUGGAGCAAGCAAGGCGAUGGCUGGCAAAUCCUGAGCGAGAUGACCGUGGUUUGGGUCAGCGUGCAAUAGCACUCAUAGUUGAUGAGGGCAAAAAGGUUGCUGAAGGAUUGCCAGGAGUGCACAAAGCAGAAAUACUGCAGCUUUGUGAUGAGGUUGACAUGUUAUCACAUCAGUUAAGUGAUUUGUGCCAUCAGGGACUUGGUAAUUCAGCCCGUGCACAAGAUAUUGCAAGGGCACUAUCACAGAAGCUCUAUGAACUGAAGAACCGUAUCCAGGAUGCAGUUGUUAGUCGUGUUGUAGAAGAUUUUGUUGACAUUAGCACUCCUCUCAAACAAUUUACGGAUGCUGUCCAUUUGCCUGAAGAUACUCCGGGUGCUGAAUACAACUUCGCAGAGAAGGCUAAACAACUGCAAAAUUUUUCAAGCCGUGCAUCAAAAACUGCUCGAAUGGUUGCAGCUGGUGGCAGUGGUGGCAAUAAGAAGUUAGCUGAGGCACUCCUUAGUUCGGCUUCACAGGUGGAAAGCUUGACUCCUCAGCUGAUCAAUGCAGGCCGUAUUCGUAAAAGCUAUCCAGAGAGCAAAGCUGCUGAUGAACACUUUGAAAAUUUAGUUUCCCAAUAUUCUGAUAGCAUUCAACGAGUACGAGCUCUCUGUGAUGAAGCUACUGAUUCUGCUGACUUUAUCAAGAUGUCUGAGGAGCAAAUACAGAAACACACAGUUCUUUGUGAGGAUGCAAUUCACACAAAUCAACGCCAAAAGAUGGUUGACAACACAUCGAGCAUCGCACGACUUGCAAACCGUGUACUUAUGGUGGCCAAACAGGAGAGUGAUAACUCAGAAGACCCUCAGUUUGUGGACCGUGUUAAUCGUGCUUCUGUAGCUGUUCAAGGAAGUCUGCCACCCAUGGUACAUGGCGCAAAAGCAGUUGCUAUGAAUACUCAGGAUUCUAUUGCUGUUGCAAGGUGGCGAGAAUCUAACAGAGCGCUCCUGACAGCCGUAGGACAAGUGCGACAGGCUGUAACAGUUUCACCAGAUCUGCCACCACCGCCAGAUAUGUCCAGCCUUAACAUCAAUGAUGAAAUUGUAGAACCUUUCCAGCCUUCGCUUCAGUAUAAUUACUUCACUGAGAAAGUGGGACAGCCUCUCCGUGAGCAGCUUGGAUCGGACGUUGGUGCUACUACUUCUGCUUCACCUGUCGGAUCACGACCCCACAGUUCUGCUGCCCUCAGCCCUCUGCCCAAAUGGGCUCGAGGCGAAAAUGCAGACCUCUUAUACCAAGAACUGUCACCCGAUGAUUUCUCUGGACGAGCAGAUUACGCUCCACCACGACCACCUUUGCCUGGAGGGGAAGUUCCACCACCAAGACCGCCUCCACCUGAGACAGAUGAUGAAGAUGAUAUGUUUUCACAUGCUCCUCUACCUAAUCAACCUAUUAUGGUAGCAGCUCAUGGACUACAUCAAGAAGUCCGUCAGUGGUCAAGUAAAGACAAUGACAUUAUUGCAGCUGCCAAGAAGAUGGCAGUAUUGAUGGGGCGUCUUAGUAAAUUGGUGCGUGGGGAAGGUGGCAGUGGCAGCAAGCGGGAUCUUAUAGCCUGUGCCAAAUCAAUAGCUGAAGCCAGUGAAGAAGUCACGCGCCUUGCCAAAGAGCUUGCCAGAGAAUGCACUGACAAACGAAUGCGCACUAACCUCCUUCAGGUGUGUGAACGUAUUCCAACAAUUGGGACACAGCUGAAAAUACUUUCCACGGUGAAGGCAACAAUGUUAGGUGCUCAAGGAACUGAAGAGGAUCAGGAAGCGACAGAUAUGCUUGUCGGAAAUGCCCAAAACCUUAUGCAAUCUGUGAAGGAAACUGUGCGUGCUGCUGAAUCAGCUUCCAUAAAGAUACGAACAGAUGCUGGUAUUAGGCUUCGCUGGGUCCGUAAGCAACCCUGGUACCAGUAUUGAGAUUUCCUUCUCCAGUAACAGGUUAUUUGCAAAAAACUAGUUGACCUGAACGGCUGAUGUUGCUGCAUCCAGGUGAUACUCUUAAUCACUAGAAUGUUCCUUUUGAUGCAGAAAGGAAUACCUAUUUUCAUAAUUGUUUAGAAAAAUGGGGUAAUUUUUAAUGGUCUUUUCCACAGAAUGAGAUUUACUCUAUACAAAGCAAAUGUAGGAAAAUAUUUUUAGAGUCUCAACUAGUUCUAGCAAAUGUCCAUCUAUCUUAUUUUUAAUCUGUCUUUAUUGUUGAAGUAAGACAUUAGAUCCCUCCGUGCACUAUGGGGAAAAAAAGGUAGAAAUUAAAAGCCGUGAUGACUAAUUGUGUAAGUAUUCAGCUUUAACAUCGAUAUUGUUAACAUGCAAGCAAAUUGACUGCACUUGCUGUGUAGGUUGACAGCAGACAGCAUAAAGUGUCUGUAGACAUCAAAAUUUUGGCACCUUUAUUAAGUGAUUAUUAAAAUUAGUGUAAGAGGAAAUAGGCAGAAUUUUGUGUGGAGUACUGUAGCAAACAUUUUUUUAAAAAAAAAAAAAAAGAGGAAACUGUAUGGAACUAUCAAAAAUCUUUUUCAUUUAUUUAUCUAAUAGGGUAUAAAAACUUAUUGUAUUUGCCAUGUCGUAACACAGUAUCUAAUAUGUUAAUUGUGCCAUUGAAUUAUUGUGUGUUUUUGUGACUAUAGCUUAAUAAUGUUUAUUUAUUGGGUACUUUACUUCAGAAACUUCAAAAAUGAGUCAUUAUUGUUCUGUCACUAGUGGACUGAUGUUUGAACUGUAGGUCACAAAUCCAUGUUCCCAAUGAACUUUAACUAGUGCUACCAUCUUAUUACAGUUUUCGUGGAAAUUUCUGAACACAUUGUCUUCCGUAGCUAGUGGAUUGAAUGUGUGAGAAAUCACAACACUAAAACUGAUUGAUGUGUGUCAUGGAUUUUGGUUUUGUCAUCAUUGUACCAUAUACAUUCAUCACUGUUCAGAGCUGGCAUGUGAAUACGUGUUGUUAUGUUUUUGUCUCUUGUGCACUAAAUGGAUACGGCAUUUCUUCAGAUGCUGUUGUACCUCCUCUCCUUCUAUAUUCUAAUACUUUCAUUUGAUACAUUAUCAAAUGUGAACAGGAAUUUUGUUUUAUGUCUGUAAAUAAACAAGUUACCAGGGUACUUUCCGAAUUAUGGCUGAUAGCAAUGAAGAAAGCAAUUAACUUGAUGCAGAUAAUUGUCAUUUAAACACAAAUAGUGCUGUAUUUACAGUUAUUACAUUUAAAACUAAACAAAAAUGUCAAAUGCUGGUUGUCUGUAAUUCAAAACUGAUCCAGUUGUAAAGUGUAAGCAUGCAACUGGAGGUUCAGUGGAAACUAAGGAGAUGAAGCACAGCAAUUCAGUCACUCAGUUUUACACUCUAAGUUUUGCAUUAUAGCUAAGAUAAUUAUUUUUAUUGGUCUCCAGAUUCAUAGUUGUGCAAAAUAAACAUUCGUUUCAUUAUACGUUUUCAUCUCCAUUGUCUAUCCUGAAAAUAUCAACUGUUAAUUUUAACUAAAAAUAUUUUGUUAGGUUCUCACGUCAUAUCUUCUGUUAACUAUAAGGUGCCUUGAAGACAUAAUAAAGAUAAUUGUAAGGUGCAAGAAAUAUUAUAUGGUGUGUAAAGACAAUGUUGUGCACUUGUAUUUGAUAAUCAUGUACGCUUCUAUGGCUUAAUGGUGCAAGGACGUUGUUCCAGUGUUGAAAACAUGUCAUUGCCUUGAAUCACAAAUCUAUUUUAAAAUAAUUGCUGUGUUGUUUUAUGCUACCUGUCUCAAUUGAUCUGUGACUAUAAGCUUAUUUUUGUAUUAGACAGGUGUUCAUUCACACUGUCUGAAAAUCUUGUGGGAGUUCCAUACUGUUUUACUUAGAAAUGUCAGCACAACAAUUUAUCAACGCACAUAUUAGAUAUAGUAUCUGUAUACUUAUGGGAACAUGUGGUCCCAUCAAAAGUCUGAUGCUAACUGGUGGUGCAAAUAGAAUUGCCAUAUGCUUUAUAUUCUUCAAAGGAAAUCUCGUGUUAAAGUAAAUAGUGUAGCUAUGUGCCUAUAAUAAGACUGACAUGUACUGUGGCCUGUUGCUAUCCGCAAAUAUUAAUUUUAUUUAAUGAUACUUAUUUCAUAUUUGACUCAAUACAGAAAGUCAAUUUUACAUAUACAUCUAUUGCAGAUUUUUAUAGGUUUUCAUUAAAAUAUCUCAUGUGUACCCAUAUAAUUAUCUAUAUGAGCCAUUUUCCUAUGCUUGAUAAAUACACAGUUAUAAACAUAGCAUUUAUCUGAAUCUGUCUUCCUAUCAGGAAAGAAUCAACUUUUUUGCUGUGUAUUAAUGAAAGUCAUUUCAUUGUGUACAUUGCUUUCUUAUGUGGUUUAGUAAUAAAUUAAAUCUAUUGCUCUUACCACUAUUUUAGCCUGUAACAGUUGUCUGGAAUAUGCUAACUGGAUAAUGUGACUGAAAUGUUUAUAUUUAUGGCACGUAAACUGUCCCCAUACUUGCUGUUAAGGUGUAUAGUCCAGGAAAAAUUUCACAUGAUUGAAAAUUGUAUUAAUUUUAUUUACACACUUUUCACAGUUAUAAUCAUACUUUAUGUUCAUUGUGGUCUUCACGGAAAGUACACUGCAAAUAUGCCUGUGAAACCCUCACAUUUACAUUAAACAUGCUUUGUUCUUUUUACUUAAAAGUUGAACUGGUACCGUUUAACCCUAUUAUAGGGCUUAUGCCUGAAACACCUAACACCAUAAAUAUCUUUUAAGUGUAGGAGCCAAAUAAUUUCCAUACCUCUCCAUCAAACCACAUUGUACCUGUUAGAGUCUGCACUCAGCAGUUUGGCAGUAUUAACUGUGCUGAAAAGUUGAGCUGUAAACACAUUAAUCUCUGCAUUUGUUUCUGCAGUGUGACAAAACAAAUCAUUCCAAGAGUGACAUUCAUUGAUUUACCUGUUUGUUUUGAAUCUUUAUUGUUCAUUUUAUUUUGACUAAUUCAAAUGACACCACCAUUGUGUAUUUUGUGACUCAAAAAGCAAAACAGCAAACUGUAUCUUUUUGCAUGCAUGUAUUUUCUCCAUGUUAUUUCAACUUCAGUAUUAGUACUAAAUUUUUAAAUGAUGAUUAAAUUACAUAUUCCACAACAGAAAAUUCUCCAUUAAUAUGAUCUAUAAUCAUGCAAAUAAGUUUAGUCCCCUUUGUAAACAGAGAAUUUUGUUGUUCCAUUUUAUACAUUCAUAAACUUUGCAAUACAGUUUGUUAAAAUGGACAAAAGUUAUAUAAUCAAGUCCGCCAUUACAAGAGUUGCCUCAUUUUCACAAAUCCUGUUCUUACCAACAUCAUUACAGACAGGAGUGAGUGCAAAACAGCCAAUUUUAUUAGGAUUCUUCAAAAGCGUGCAGAAUAAGAAAUGUGAAUUGGCACUAAAAAGAAUGUACAUUAAAGUAACACGAUACAUUAACAAAAAAAAAAAAAAUCUGUUAAAGAUACUACACCCUGAGAUACUAUGCCAGUUUUGAUCUCAGUGGCAACACACAGUCAUGAACUGUUCUUAAAAUGACUUCACUUAACGCAGAUCACAACUCAGUCACAUCGUAAAUACAAUGAAAGAGUUAAUUUUAUUUUAACAGGGAAAGGUCAUUUCUUUACACACAAAAAUAUACACAUUACACACAUCAACAUAGUAAGUAAAAUAUAAAUAAUCUAAAAUUACUUAAAAUACUAAAGUUUUAAACAAUCUUAAUAAAAUGAGAAUAUGUUUGUCUGCUGCAUUAUUUAAUUAUGGAAUAAACCAAAGAAUGUCUACCAAACUGCACUGUGUAAGCAUGGAGGGCUUCUUUACUUGUUCUUUGGUUGCUCCCUGUUAGGAUUGCUGUGCACAGAUGUUGUCAUUUUCUUCAGAAGUUCAAUUUCUCUCUCUCUCGUACUUUGACUCAUUUCAUUGGUGAUUUACUGUAUAUCUUACUACGGUACUACAGUGUGUGGCUUUUCAUCAUUAAAUAUAUUCUACUUGCUUUUUAGAGUGGCUGGAAACACUGACACUUUUGAAAACAAAGUAAUAAAAUGUAUCUUUUGUUAUUGUUUUCAACAAGAGACUAUAUGAUUUUUAACAUGCCUGGUGGUCUUUCACAAUGAGUUUUCUCUCGGCUUGAUGAGUUUUUAGGAAACAGCUAUCAACCACACUAAAUUGGAGAGCUAUUUCUAAAAUGUCUUAUUCUUUCUUUCCAUUGCCACUUUUGAGCACUUUGCUCAUGAUCAUUGGGCUACUCUGCAUGUACAGGAUGAAUUAUUAAUCAACUGUUGAAUGUUUUGAGAGCCGUCAUGGUGUACAGUAAAAUAAAGGAUAAACUAAAAUCAUAAGCCAGACAUUUAUAACCCAAGUUUAUGAUUUCUGUUUCACUUGUCUUUCUGUAGGAAACUGAUUUCACUGUGGAUGCUGUAACUUCAGUGCAGUUCUCUGUUGAUGAACAAACUUAUGUACAACAAAGUGGUGCCAAGAAACUAUAAAAUGUUGCAAAAUUGUAUCAUCAAUUUUAUGUUGUAGUUGGUAACUAUUGUUUAAAAAUGUAUCUGACCAUGCAACCAUUCUACAGUCAAAAUAGCUUUAUGGCUCUUGGAGUUUGUCUUGAACCUUUCUUUCCAGACUUCCUUUUAUGUAGAUGUUUUCAAGCAGUCUUCAAAUACAAUAUUUUGCCAGUGUUUAGUUCAGCUGGAGAGUGAUGUUCUCAUUCUGUUGGAAACUAUUCUGCUUGACAUUCCUCCAUUAACUGCUUUGGUAUUUACCUUGUUUGCGGGUUCGAAUUGAAUGUGGUGUAAUCAAGUGUGCAGUCCAGUUGAGGCACCAACGAAGAAAAGCAAUGUGGGAAAAACGUUCUACUUUCAGAAGGCAGUAUAUGUCAUUAGAAAGUCCAAGAGGGAAUAUGUGUAUAUGAGCAUAGAACACUACUCACUAAAUAAGAGCCACCAAACUAUGGAUAAGUAGAUAAAAAUAUGUUCGCCUGAAAACUAAGUAAUUUGUGUAUGUCUGUCUGCUGCUCAGCACAUCCUGUAUUUGCUAAAUAAUGAUUUAACUUCAUAGACUAUUACUCACCAAAUAGCAGAUGUUCUGAGUAGGAGAGAGACACAGAAAUUGCUUCAUUUUCAGACAAAGUAUGUAUAUCUCCUUUUGAUUGAUUUUAAGCUGUUACCAUGUAAUUAUUCAAAAAUAUGAAUUUCCAAAUAAGCCAUUUCAGAUUACUGUUACACACAAUAAAAGAAAAACCAACAACGAAUUUAAUAAUGUGUAUUUUAGGCUAAACAUGAAAUGUGUAAACAAUUUGUUUAUUCUCUCCUCUUGCUUCAAAAUUCUUUGUCCAGUUAUGCUAUAUUCAGUUAGUACACAUGAUAUAAUCCGCAGUAAAUGUAAUCUCUCCUAUUUUGUUCAUAGGCAGAAAAGAAAAGCUAUUGGUUGAAUUGGCCUACUACUAAUUCUAACAACUAAAUUAAAGUAGCACUGUGGCAUGAAACACUGUAUAGUGUUUUUGAUACAGAUCUACUUAACACAGUCUUGUAUUUGUUUCUAACCAGUUAAUAAGAUCCUUUAAUAGCUGUAUUUCUUGAAAUACUAUGAUUAUUCUGAAGAAGUCAAUAGUUAAUUCAUGAUUUCGUGAUGAGAGGACUGCUGUCCUGCCACCCCUCCCCUCUCCCUUUUUAUUGUACAUCUGUUGUUCCCAACAAUUAAAUCUGUGGAAGCAGUGUGGAUCUCACCUGCAAACAUAUAAAUUUUCAAUGCCAAUAUAACUCAGCAAUUUUUUUUUCUAUGAAAUGAGAUUUAGUUCCUUGAGGGAAGCUGUGUAGUGUCAGCUUUUGCUGCUGUCUCAAGGUAUUUGUGAAUUGCUCAGCUACAGGUGGGCAGAUGAUACCUGUGCUGUGGUCUGUAUCUGAUCUAUCAUUCAUAAGAAUACAUAGUCGAGCCAAAGGAUAGCAGGAAACAAGCUAGGAGGAGAGAGAAGUUUUCAGUUUAAAUUUGCAUUAUAGCAGUUAUAGUUUAGCCAGUGCAAUUGUAAUGAGAAAACAUGUUAAUUAGUUGUUCCCCAGUUGUGUACUGCUGCCCCACAAAUUGUGUGUUAAGUAUUAGAAUGUAAUGCCUGCAGUUAGACUAUUUAUUUAUGUUAAUUUUUAUCCCAAUUGCUACAACCUCAUACCUCAUACCUCAUUGCCUGACUUUGACUCUUUGUUGCAUAUUUGAAAGGCUAAUGCUGCCUCUAAUCAGAAUUAGUAUUUCUUAUGUGAACUAGACUAACUCGUUCGCCAUUGCUCAUAUAACUGAGACGUAUUUGAACUCUCUAAAUUAUUAUUUUGAUAAUGUUUUAAAACUGUUAACAAAUAUUUUGUGCUAAAGGAGUUCUAUUCUGUUGCAGUAUAUGAUAAAAGUGCUGACUACUGUAAGUAGUACAUGAAUCUGUAAGGAGGCUAUACAGUGAGAUGUAUGAAUGAUAAGGACCAAUAAUUCAUGAAAUUUCAGUGACAGUAACAUGAGUUAGAAAAAUGAACCACUCCUUCUGUCCUACUGCAUGAUGUGAGCUGCCAGUAUCACUUUACUUUUUUUGUCCAGAAUUUUGCCAGAAAUUCUUUCAUAGUAAUAAAUGAGCUCGUCAGAGCAAGAAAAUAUACACGAAAAGUUGUAAUUCAUGAUAAUGUCUUAUUUGAACUUUCAUGGAUGUUCGCUGUAUUCACUACAUGGCAUUGUAGUUUUGAGCUCACUUCACUAAUAAUGCGGUAGUGAUACUAAGCAUCUGCUGUGACAGUGAACACACACAUUCUGUUAUUCACUUGCGUUCCAGUUCUGCCUUUCCCAGUACGUAUUUUCGUGAUAAACUUGCCAAGUUCCUUGUGCAAGAGGCUGUUUAAGAACCCCUGUACAUCCUUCCGUCCUCUUGAUAUCUGUUGUCAUUACUUGAUUAGUUAAGCCUCAACAGUUGGUGAAAACUAUAGGGACAGUUGCUGUCUCAAAAUUUUCUCGUAGUGAUCUGUAGUUUUAUGGCAGAUUUGCAAAGAUAAUGUUGCAUUGUAAACGUACUAUUCAGAUUAGCUUCAUAAAUGUGUACUAACUAAAUUAAUAAAGAUAAAUGUAUGUCCAAACACUUUCCUCUCAUCAAAACAAAACAACUUACUUUGGUGCAGCCAAAAUGUGCCUAUAUGCUUCAUUGUAACCAUACUAAAGUUAUAUGACAGAUAGAAACCUAUCAGUGCUUAAAUAGAUUAAAUCUGUAGAACUGUGUAGUAUAAUUGUCAAAUGAUAAUUCAUUUCAUUGGUAACUUUUGACCAAUCAAAACACUUUUAUUCAUUGUGGAUGUGGAACACUGUGACUGUGUUGAAUAAAGCUUUCCAGAAAUAACUGCAACCAGUCGCCUUUUGUGAUUCUUUAAUUUUUAUUUACCAUGACCAGUUUUGAAUUGCCUAGUGAUUCAUCAGAUGCUUCACAUUUAUUGAUUGUUUGGAGCAUUGUGGAUGUUGUGUAGGAUUAUUAGCAUCCAAUGGUUUAUUUCUGGUGCAUACACUGUUCUGGAAAAUGUAAUGUUUGUUUUCUGGUAAUAUUAAUUUAUUGAACUAAACAAACUUUACUACAGUUAGCAACUCCCACAUGCAUUACAAAAAGUAAAUAAAUCAUUAUUUCCAUUACUGUGUGAUUUGAAACUGGUCAUGGUAGAUAAAAAUUGAAAAAUCACAAAAAGCAACUGGUUACAGCUAUUUCUGGAAACCCUUAAUCAAAAUACAUCGUUCAUUUGUGACCAGUCAACACAUUGUUCUUUUUGUGACAUGUAAUAUCUAGUGUAAAUGCUAUUUUUGGUGAAAUAUUUGCAUUUACUCUGUGACUUACUCCUCUUGUUUACUUAGUACCGUAUAAGAAAGGAGAUGAAUGGAUAACAGCUUUGCAAAGGCCAGAAGAUAGUACCUCAGUGAGAGAGGAGUAGGAGAUACAUUAAACACUCAGUAAAUAAAAGAAAAAAAAAUACAUAGUAAUAAAAUGGAUGUGUUGAUAGAGGUAGCAUUUUUCACCACUGCUGUUAUAUAUUUCAGUUCAUUUUAUUGUGAUAGCUGGUGAUUUAAAAACGGAAUUUUAACCAUCUAAGAAUUUUAAAUCAUAAGCAACGAAAGUUCUCACUGCCUCCAGCUAUGAUGACAAUAGCAUUCUAAUUGCAGGUGUCAAUUUCAAAUAAAUCACAUUUUGUGCUCCAUCGGACAGAUGGAUGAUCACCACACUGCACUGUGUAAGCAUGAAGGGGUCCUUUACGUAACUUGUUCUUUGGUUUUUCGCUAUUAGGAUUGCUGUGCACAAUUUUUGUCAUUUUCUUCAGAAGUUCAAUUUCUCUCUUUGUCCAUGUAAAGUAGUGGUAAUGUUGACAUCAUGUAGUUUGGAAUAUUGAGAGAUAAUAAAAAAGGAUUAUUCUGCUUAAGCAGAAAUAUUAUACUCUUGUGCCUGAAUUGUUGGUCCUUUCUUCACACUGCAUUGAGUAAUACUAAAAAUUUUUUUUGUUAGUAAUAGUGAAUACAAUUUUGUUGUUGUUUCUUCAGAUAUAUAAACUGUGUUCAUUUAAUUUUCAUUAGAUUUAAUGAAAUAAAUAUUUUGUUAUUUAAUAUACAAUUUCAUGUGAUGUGAAGUUUAUUAAUACUUUUCUUUGUUUAAUGAUUUUUAACAUAUAAUAUUUAUAAAGAUUGUUAACUAAAAUUUUGUAUGUGAACUUACUUCCAAUAAAAUGAAGUUUGAACUAUGUUAUCCUCUAAAUGUAAGGAGAAGAAAAUUCGCAUCUCUGAUUUUAGUAAUUUUAAAAAUCAGCAUCUAUUUUAUGUAUAUUUGAUGUGACUACAUAACGUGUUUGGUAGUGACUACCUAAUCUGAGUUUUUUUUUCUAAAUGCAUUCCUGUGUAUCAGAUUUCCUACCACACCACACCAGUUGAUUUGUAUGCACUCGUGUGCUCCCCUCACACACACACACACACACACACACACACACACACACACACACACACACACGAAGGAUCCAUAUUCUUCCCUAUUUCUCUGUCCCACAAGCCUGAUACAACAGCAAAUGAAUUUGCCUCUAUUGCCUUUAGAAAUUCUGCAUUUUGUACAUGGGAAGUAGUUUCAUUGAAAUUACAACUCUUGAUAUCCAUAUGUGGUACAGUGUUGGAAGUACAACUCUUGAUCCCCUUAUGUGGUACCUAGCACAGCUACCUGUCAAUCAUUCCUGUAACUUAAGCAUUUAACAGUCAUUCAGUUAGACUGAUUACAGUGCUGAGGGAAACAUACAGAAGCAUUUUACAUCUCAGUUGUGACUGAUCUGUUGUUGUUGUUAUGGGCAACAGAGCCAGCAUGGUACACUUUGCUCUCAGAUAGCUUUAGCAGCAGUUUUAAAACAGGAAGAAUUACUGAUUCAAAUAAGUAUAUACUUCCCACCUGUUAGUCGCACAUGGACUUCACAUAAUGUGUCCUAAUUGUCUUGUAUCUCGUGAUACAGUGCCAAUUUAUGUAUGAACUCCCAGAAGUGCCAAGUUUACUAAUCUGUGUAGAGGCUGUGUGUAAAAUUUAUUUGUGAAUAAAUACAUAAUUA